Molecule: messenger RNA, 1291 nt
Organism: Populus trichocarpa (black cottonwood)
Lineage: Eukaryota; Viridiplantae; Streptophyta; Magnoliopsida; Malpighiales; Salicaceae
Product: endochitinase EP3
Exons: 2
Coding region: 19-843 (274 amino acids)
Biological process (GO): chitin catabolic process; carbohydrate metabolic process; cell wall macromolecule catabolic process
Molecular function (GO): chitin binding; chitinase activity
Source: RefSeq, a predicted model, not a curated record
UUUCUUUAUAUAGAAAUAAUGGCACCCUCUACAAGAAAAUGCCAGUUAGUCAUUGUUUUACUAGGUAUUCUUAUUGCCGGAGCUCUGCCAAGCUAUAUCGUAGCUCAAAAUUGUGGGUGUGCCGCAAACGAAUGCUGCAGCCGGUGGGGUUUCUGUGGCACCGGCAAUGAAUAUUGCGGCACUGGGUGUCAAGAGGGUCCAUGUUUUGCACCAGCUCCUACCAAUGAUGUCUCAGUGCCUGAUAUUGUGACCCCAGAAUUUUUUGGUGGGAUCCUUGAUCAAGCUAAUUCAAGUUGUGUUGGGAAGAGCUUCUAUUCACGAGAUGUAUUUCUUGAGGCUCUCGGUUCAUAUUCUCGAUUUGGUAGGAUUGGUUCAGUUGAUGAUUCCAGGCGGGAGAUCGCAGCUUUCUUUGCCCAUGUCACUCAUGAGACUGGACAUUUUUGUUCCAUAGAAGAGAUCAAUGGACCAUCAAGGGACUACUGUGAUGAGGACAACACACAAUAUCCAUGCAAUCCUGAUAAAGGUUACUAUGGCCGAGGACCAAUCCAGCUCUCAUGGAAUUAUAAUUAUGGACCAGCCGGAGAAAGCAUCGGUUUUGAUGGAUUAAACUCACCUGAGGUCGUGGCCAAUGACCCUUUAAUUUCAUUCAAGACAGCUUUGUGGUAUUGGAUGAAUUUUGUCCAACCUGUAAUCAGCCAAGGGUUCGGGGAAACUAUUAGAGCCAUUAAUGGUGCUCUUGAAUGCGACGGAGGAAAUUCUGCUACUGUUCAAGCUCGGGUUAGGUAUUAUACUAAUUAUUGUAAUCAACUGGGAGUGGCGCCUGGAGAUAACCUAACCUGUUAAGAGAGAGUUUCACCAUCGAAAUUUUCUUUUCUAUUUUGGUUGUCUUUUUAAAAUAUAAAAAUAAAAAUAAUAAUUUAUCUCGCUGUGCUCUUAGUUCUAUAAUCUAAAUACAUAAAAAAGAGUACAUAUAUAGAGCAGGAGGAGUUAAGUUUACUUCUUCACAUUCUCUUGGUGAAGAGAUCAUGUGGACUUACAUGCCAUCGUACUUGUGGUUUGGAAAAUGAGAGGACUGGAAUUAUGAAGAAGGUUGUCAUACGAAGCUAGAAGGAAGUUUCUGCUAUGUUUCUUGCUGACAGGUUGAUGGACUAAUGAGGACAUCUUAAUACGUCCAAGGAGUAACCCCAGUCGCAGACUCAUCCAAGAUCCAAAGUUAAAAAUUGCUAGUGAAUAUAUUUUAUUUUUCAUCUGGAAUAUAUUUAUUAUUAAUAAAGAUAUUUUUUAUUUUAAA